AGGUUCCGUCGCCCGUUGAAGUUCAGCAGGAAUCGCGGUCCCCGAAGACCUGCAGUCUGUGUGAAAUCGGUGGAAAAAAAAACGCGAGUCUCCGCUCAGUUACGUACCGCAUCUUGGCCGUGCCGGCUACUUCACUCGUUCACCCAGAGUGAUACAUACCAUCGCAGGCUUAAGUGACUCGUUAACGUGUUUUGUUUUUGGUUUUUGGUUCGUCGUGCCGCCGUGAUUUCGACUUUCCGAGUGUCGCGCUGAUUUUUUUCGCCAAGCCUAUUCGGAAUUUGUCUUCUCUGCACAAAAGAAUUUGACGCAUUGAAACAAAAACUAUAUAAUAUGUGAAAACUAAGACGCAGUGUAUUGGAUUAUGGAUUUUGGUAGUUUAUUUCAAUAAAUAUGAAUAAAACAAUGAAGUUCGCAAUUUUUAUCACAUUGCUUGCACUCUGUUGUGCCCAAACGACCCGACCAACAAAGAAACCAGUAAAAAAAUAUUACAUCUGCCCCCCUCAUUUCAGCAGAAUCAACCAUCGAUGUUAUUACUUCAGUAAGAAUCAAACUGAUUGGCAAGACGCCUACUUUACUUGUAAAGCACUUCAUGGUAACUUGGCCAUUAUUAAAACAAAGUUUCAAAAUAAACUCAUAACAAGAACUCUCAACAACUCCAUUGAUCAUGUUGACAGAUGGUUGGGAGGUCAGUAUGACUGGCAGCAAAUGGCUUGGAAAUGGGCGUCAGGAAAGAAAGUGACGUACAACAAUUUCUUAAAAAAUGAAACGGAUAAAGAGAGCCUACAAUGGAAUUGCAUUUAUCUGGAUGCAAACAACAGUUAUAAGUGGAACUUCGAGAACUGCAUAGUCAAGAAACACUUUAUUUGCCAUGCUAAACUUAAGGUGGUUUCCAACAAACAAAAGAUUAGGCUCCUUCGUCAAUACAAAGUCGAUAAUUAUAAUCAACUAAAUGAAGUACCAGUGCCCGAAAUUGCUGCCAACAACGUGACCAACUAUAAAAUCAAUCAACUUAACCCAGCCUAUGCUUUUUCAUCUAAAUCACUGAAGCGAACUAAGAAGAAUAAACGAAAAAAGGUUCCCCGUUACAACAUGACCGAAACUCGGUAUGCCAAUGGCACAGCAAGUUUAAGAUUUGGUCUCUUCCAUAAUGAGGAAGGUAGCGAAAAUAAAAGAAAUCGGCGGAAAAACAAAGAAAUUUACAGAGAAGAUAAUGGAAUUGUAAAGAAGAUGCGGUCGAAAACUUACUACAAAGAUGCCAAGAAUCCGUUGUACCCGAGACCUGUCAUUCACGAAUAUAAUUUUCCCAAAGAGUAAUAUGAAAAAACUCAUGUCUGUGAUGUUGAAAACACCACAAUGAUUAGACUAUGGGUUAUGUGUUUUGUUCUUUCUUUUGACAUCAUUUUUUACGUGUCCUUUCAGUGUUGAAAACACUAUUUCAUUAUUUAUGUAAAUAUCAUAAGUGAUAUUCCAUUUGAAUUGUGUCUCUAGUACGUAUGAUUUGAAUUAUUCCUAUACGACGAUUUAAUUUUGUAUUAUACAUUCAACAGUGCUUUCGUCUAAUUUAAAUGUAAAUACAUGAUAUAUUUAUUUUUGUUUUGAGUGUACAUGGAUUAUUUUAAAUAAAUUUAUUUAAUUGAGAAA
Molecule: messenger RNA, 1641 nt
Organism: Aethina tumida (small hive beetle)
Lineage: Eukaryota; Metazoa; Arthropoda; Insecta; Coleoptera; Nitidulidae
Exons: 6
Coding region: 391-1314 (307 amino acids)
Source: RefSeq, a predicted model, not a curated record